AUGCCAUACAUCGAUCAAGAUCUGCAAAACCGCUGGUUCGACUUUGGUGGCGAUACCAUCAUCAACACAAACAGGCAUAUUCGUCUGACUCAGGAUAAACCCUCGCAAAGCGGUUGGCUCUGGAGCCGUCUUCCAAUGUCAGCACCGUAUUUUCAAAUCGAGUUCGACUUCAAAGUUGAAGGCAAGGGCGAUGGCCUCGUUGGCGACGGCUUUGCUGUCUGGCUGACCAAGGAACGCGCUGAGCCAGGCCCUGUCUUUGGAAAUCGUGAUCGGUUUGAAGGCGUAGGCAUCUUUUUUGACACCUAUGCUAAUUCUCGGCAAUCGCACUCGUUCCCGUAUGUGAUGGCUAUGGUGGGCGAUGGAAGAACAAGUUAUGAUAACGACCACGAUGGUCUUUCCAAUAGGGCCGGAGGCUGCGAGUCUGAUUUCAGAGGCAAGGACGUUCCUACCAAGGGUCAUAUCACCUACAGCGCGGAUGCCAAAGUGCUCAAGCUCAAGCUCCAGACCAAGGAGUGGGAUCAAUGGGAAGAGUGCUUUACACUGACAGAUGUCACGCUGCCCUCUAACUUCUACCUUGGAUUCAGUGCCAUCACAGGCGAAGUUCACGACAAUCAUGACAUUAUCAGCGUCUCUACAUGGUUAUUGUCCAAGAGCGACAUCCAGGUUGGCCAGCGCCGUAACAAUACUCCUCCUCCUUCAAGCAAGUCUGGGCUCGGAUGGAUCUUCAAAUUCAUUGUUGCGGGCGGAGUGUUUGCUGCAGUGGUUACCGUCGCCUACAAGAUGUCCCAGAAGAACAACAACAUGAAGCGAUUCUGA
Messenger RNA from Gamsiella multidivaricata, 816 nucleotides. RefSeq names its product legume-like lectin family-domain-containing protein. Gene Ontology annotation, molecular function: D-mannose binding. Bases 1 to 816 code for a protein of 271 amino acids. The record is from RefSeq and is a predicted model, not a curated record. Gene Ontology annotation, cellular component: endoplasmic reticulum membrane; Golgi membrane; endoplasmic reticulum-Golgi intermediate compartment. Gene Ontology annotation, biological process: endoplasmic reticulum organization; Golgi organization; endoplasmic reticulum to Golgi vesicle-mediated transport. The transcript is spliced from 6 exons. Lineage: Eukaryota; Fungi; Mortierellomycota; Mortierellomycetes; Mortierellales; Mortierellaceae.